AUGGGAGGGUAUGCAAUGGGAGGUUAUACACUCCCAUCUCAAGAUUAUGUUGCAAAUACUGGUGAAACCCUCUACUCUCAAGAGACACAUUUAGAGGAGGAAGACGAAGACGAAGACGAAGAUCAUGCUGCGAAUGAUAACAUAAAUAAUGAUGAUAUGGAUCAGUACGAAGAGAGGAUUGAGCAAGAUGAUGAUGAUAUUGGUGUCCAGCAUGAUACAGAUACGACCAUUGGCUACAGAGCUCCUGCGGACUCAUUCUACGCAAAUACUUGGGAAGAUAUGGUUGAUCCUUCACUUCUUCAGAUACCAUUUCUUUCUGCGGUGAAGCGUGCAUUGAUAAUAUACGCAGCAAAGGAUAAUAGAAAUUUCUCCAUCCAAAGGUCGAGUACAACUCAAUUGUGCGCCGCAUGCAUUGACGACAACUGCAAGUGGUACGUUGGGGCAUACAUGAAGUCUAAAUUGAAUGGUCUGUGGAUGGUCACGUCUUAUGUGGGUCCACACAGUUGUAUACCCUUUGGGCUGCGAAGAGACGGUAGAAUGAUGGAUUCUAAUUUUGUUGCAUCAGAAAUUGUGGGAAGAUUGCGAAAAAAGCACACUGCUACUAUUGAUGAGCUUUGGGAGAUCAUACGUACUAAGUAUGAUCAUGAGCUUUCUUACUAUAAAGUAUGGGACGCAAAACAAAAGGCAAUUGCUAAGAUUUUUGGGGAUUGGGAGGAGUCUUACCAAAGGUUGCGAAAGUUAUUGUUGGCAUACUUGGAUCAGGAUUCGGGUACCCAGUAUAGCUAUCACACCAUACCUAAGCCAUUAGAAGGUACUACGUUACUGCGCUAUGUAUAUUGGGCAUUCGCUCCAUGCAUUGCUGCAUUCCAGUAUUGCAGGCCAAUGAUCAGUAUUGAUGGAACUCAUUUAUAUGGUAAAUACAAAGGGGUAUUGAUGAUUGCAAUGACAACGGAUGCUAAUCAAAAGGUUUUGCCUAUCGCCUUUGCUGUUGUGGAUAAGGAGUCAGGGGCUAGUUGGGGGUGGUUUUUAGAGUGUCUCAGGACUUCGAUAGAGCGUGUUAUUGAAAACAAGGACAUUUGCAUUAUUUCUGACCGACAUAAAGGUAUCAAAUGCGCCAUUCGAGAGUGGCCUAGAGGGCAAGACGGAAGAGAACGGGUAUAUCAUCGAUAUUGCCUUCGACAUGUUGCUAGCAACUUCAACACACACUUUGAUAACCCGACUCUAAAGGCAUUGGCCUUGAAAGCUGGAUAUGCGACUCAUGAUGCUAAAUUUGUGUCCAUAAUGCAAACCAUUAAGGAGGCCGAGAUUAAUUUAUUGAGGGGUGUAGACCCUACUGAUCGCCGGAUUAUACGUUAUAUGCCAUACACAUAUCUAAUGAGUGAGGAUGUAGACAAAUGGACCCAGUCACAUGAUGGUGGAAGACGUUAUGGGGCAAUGACAACCAAUAUCUCUGAGUGCUUUAAUGGGGUUCUUAAAGGUGCCCGCGGUUUGCCCAUUGCUGCAAUGGUUGAGUUCACUUUUUUUAAACUUGUUGCAUAUUUCCACGAUCGACAUAAACAAAUUACUUCUGAUCUCUCUCGAGGUAAGGUGUGGAGUGAUUAUGCAAUGGAGAUCUAUAACAAAAAUGAGCAGAAAAUUGCAGGACACACUCUGAGGAAUUAUAAUCAUGCAGAGGGUAUAUAUCAAGUGGUUACCCAGUAUAACGACCAUAGAGCUGGAGGGGGAAAUCACAGUCAUGAUGUGCGCAUAUUUGAUAGAACAUGUGGUUGUGGAAAGUGGCAAAACUUGAAGAUCCCUUGUUCACAUGCAAUUAAAGUUCUUAAAGGUCUGCAUCUCGAUGCGCCCAGCUAUAUUGACCCAUGUUACAGUCUGAACAACGCCAUUCUCACAUAUUCACAUAAUUUUGUGGUGCCAAAGUCAGAGUCAUUAUGGACAGACGUUCGCGGACCACGGUGGGUGCCUGACCCACAAUUGUUGCGGGCCAAAGGUCGUCCUACGAUGUCAAGAAUAAGGAAUGAAAUGGAUGGGGUACGGCGAGAACGGGGAAGCCGGAGGGAAGAUCUGGAGUUGAGGGAGAUUCAACCAAGGCAACGAUGUAGAGUGUGUCAUCAAGAGGGGCAUAACCGUAGAUGCUGUCCCAAUUCCCAUAGGGCUUCGACAAGUGGUAGUGCUAUGAACUAGGCAAGCGGAGACUUGAUUUUCAUAAGUGACAUUGUACGUGGGACUUGUCAUGAUCUUCUGUAUGGACAAGCUAGGUGAUUAUGUAGAGUAUGUUGUAUCAGUAUGGACAAGUGUUAGGUGAAUAUGUAUAAUAUGUUAUAUCAGUAUGGAGCUUCCGCUAGGCGAAUAUGUAGACUAUGUUGUAUUAACUUAGUUGUUAUUUUGUUUAUUGUUGUAAA
Quercus robur (English oak) is the source of this 2399-nucleotide messenger RNA. RefSeq lists its product as uncharacterized. Gene Ontology annotation, molecular function: zinc ion binding. NCBI's taxonomy places the organism in Eukaryota, Viridiplantae, Streptophyta, Magnoliopsida, Fagales, Fagaceae. The coding region runs from base 1 to 2181 and encodes 726 amino acids. The transcript is spliced from 4 exons. The record is from RefSeq and is a predicted model, not a curated record.